AUGGACUUCAUCGGGCAAAUUCAUCCCGCUUCUAGCAAAGGAACAUUCAUAAUUAUGGCAAUAGAGUACUUCACCAAAUGGGUAGAAGCUUCAACAGUGAAGACCAUAACCUCAACUGCGGUCAAGAAAUUCAUCGAGAUCAAGAUCUUACACAUAUAUGGGGUGCCCGAGACAAUUGUUAUAGACCACGGGUUAUCUUUUAUUUCAAAGAAAGUAGAAGAAUUUGCAAGUAAGUUCAAGAUUAAGAUGAUCCAAUCUAGUCGUUACUACCCCCAGUCAAAUGGUCAAGCAGAAGCCAGCAACAAGAUCUUGGUAAACAUUAUUAAAAGAAUGGUGACUGAGAGUCCAAAAAAAUGGCAUGAGAAAUUAAGAGACAUUUUGUGGGCUUACAGGACUUCCAAGAGCGCAGGAACUGGAACAACUCCUUAUGCCUUAACUUUCGAGCAAGAUGUUAUAUUCCCCAUGGAUAUUAAUGUGAGUUCUGUUAGGAUUCAAAAUAAAUUUGGGUUGUACAGUGAAGAAUAUAUUCAAGCUAUGUGUCAAGGAGUUGAAGAUCUAGAUGUAGCCCUAAUCGAAGCUCUAGAUAAAAUUCAAGAGGGGAAGAGAGUUGUUGCCCAAGCAUACAAUAAAAAUGUGAAGUUGAAGAACUUAGAGAAAUGA
Malus domestica (apple) is the source of this 660-nucleotide messenger RNA. The record is from RefSeq and is a predicted model, not a curated record. NCBI's taxonomy places the organism in Eukaryota, Viridiplantae, Streptophyta, Magnoliopsida, Rosales, Rosaceae.